Penaeus indicus is the source of this 912-nucleotide messenger RNA. RefSeq lists its product as uncharacterized. The record is from RefSeq and is a predicted model, not a curated record. Gene Ontology annotation, molecular function: peptidase inhibitor activity. The coding region runs from base 16 to 765 and encodes 249 amino acids. Gene Ontology annotation, cellular component: extracellular region. The transcript has 4 exons. Lineage: Eukaryota; Metazoa; Arthropoda; Malacostraca; Decapoda; Penaeidae.
GAAGCAAGAACAGUGAUGGCCGUCCAUAGCAAAGGAAAGACGCCAAAUAGCAGCAUGUGCGUGGCGGCGUUUCUCGUGGUGGUCAUGGCGGCCGCAGCAAUGGCUGACAGUGAGGAAUUGGAGGACGUCGUCUUCAGCACUCCGACCCGGGGUCUCGUGGACAGCCUCAUCGGGGGCGUUGUGGAAGGCCAUAUAGGAAUUAGCACGGGUCAUGGCAGUCAUGGUCAUUAUCCAGGAGGCCACUAUCCAGGUGGUCACUAUCCAGGAGGUCACUAUCCAGGUCAUUAUCCAGGUGGUCACUACCCAGGAGGCCAUUACCCCGGAGGUCAUCCUCCAGGGGGCCAUUAUCCUGGUCAGGGAGGCCAUUAUCCAGGGGGCCAUUAUCCCGGUCAGGGAGGCCAUUAUCCAGGGGGCCAUUACCCUGGUCAGGGAGGCCAUUACCCUGGUCAGGGAGGCCAUUAUCCAGGAGGCCAUUAUCCUGGUCAGGGAGGCCACUACCCCGGCCAAGGAGUGUGCAACGUGUGGUGCCGCGGGCCCAACAACAAAAGGUACUGCUGCGGCCGAGACGCCACUCAGGGUCAAGUCGUUAGACCGGGGUCCUGUCCCGCUGUGCGAGUCAGUUGUCCUCCGAUCCACUUCGGAGUCAGUCGGCCCAGCUCCUGCGCCCACGACGGACAGUGCCUGUCGGGUACUGACAAGUGCUGCUACGACGUAUGUCUUGGGCAUCAGGUGUGCAAGCCUGCUUUAUCAAGCCUUGGUCGCUAGAAACUGUUUUUGUUCACUGGCAACAGUAUCAUUAUUUAUUUAUGCUGGCAUCUUUAUGGUCACGUGCCUUCACUUCUACAGCCAGGCAUGUUGACGUUAGAUACCUUUAUAAUUUAUUAACAAAGAAAUGUUCAAAAUCUAUUAAAA